ACCGGGCUGGCAGAGGCAAUUGAAAACUGGGACUUUAGCAAACUGGAAAAACUGGACAUGCACCGAGAGCUGCUGAAGCGGAUAGAAGCAACAAUGAUAGAAGUUGACCCUGUAGCCCUCAUGCCUUACAUAAACACAUGUCUGAUAGAAAGGGAUUGUGAGGAGAUCCUGCAGAUUAGUGAAUAUAGAAGCAAAGCAGCUGGGAUAACGAAACUCAUUGAAUGUCUCUGUCGAUCCGAUAAAGAAAACUGGCCUAAAAGUCUUCAGCUGGCACUAGAUAACACUGGAUAUUAUAGUGCAAGUGAACUGUGGGAUGCGAGAGAAGAUAGUUGCACAGAAGCUUAUAGUGAAAUGACAGAUGCCUCUGAGAGCAGCUUUGAAACCACAAUGACAUUUUCUGAAGAAGCAGAAUGUGAUAAUCUCAGUGAAAAUCUAGAUUCAGGUUCAGAAGGGAUCUAUCAUUCUUCACCUGUUUAUGAGCCAAAGAAGGCUCGGAGCUACCAGACUGAACUUGCACAGCCUGCUAUUAGUGGAAAAAACACAUUGAUAUGUGCCCCUACAGGAUCUGGAAAAACUUUUGUGGCACUUCUGAUUUGUGAACACCAUUUCCAAAACAUGCCCUCAGGACAAAAGGCAAAAGUUGUCUUUCUUGCAACCAAAGUGCCAGUGUAUGAACAACAGAAAACUGUAUUUAAGGAGUAUUUUGAAAGAAGUGGAUAUUCUGUUCAAGGAAUUAGUGGUGAAACAAUUGCAAAUGUCUCGGUGGAAAGGGUUAUACAGGACAGUGACAUCAUUGUGCUAACACCCCAGAUUCUUGUGAACAGCAUUGAGCAAGGGAUCAUUAGCUCCCUCUCCAUCUUCACUCUGAUGAUAUUUGAUGAGUGCCACAACACUACGGGCAACCACCCUUACAAUGUGUUAAUGACCAGAUACCUGGAACAAAAAUUUGACUCCUCUGCAAACCACCUACCUCAGAUUGUAGGUUUAACUGCUUCUGUUGGAGUUGGUAAUGCCAAGACCGUCAAGGAAACAAUAGAGCACAUCUGUACCCUCUGCUCCUACCUUGACAUACAGGCCAUAUCCACCGUUAGAGAGAACAAACAGGAACUGCAGAGAUUUGGAAGCAAGCCAGAAAUGCAUGUCAGAUGGGUUAAAAUGCGAGUUCAGAAUCACUUUGCAGAUAUCAUCUCAGGUCUGAUGUCCAAGACAGAGGCAUUGAUGAGGAAGAUUUACUCAGUGGAUACUAUCUCCCAUAUCAACAAGAAUGACUUUGGAACACAGAAAUAUGAACAGUGGAUAGUUACCACUCAGAAGAAGUGCAAACUGUUGCAACUGGCAGAUAAGGAGAAGGAGAGCAGCAUUUGUAGAGACCUUUUCAUUUGCACUGAACACCUGCGGAAAUUAAACGAUACUCUCAUCAUCAGUGAGGAUGCUCGCAUUGAAGAUGCUUUAUUGUACCUAACUGAAUUUUUCACAAAUGUCAAAAAUGGACCAUACACAGAAUUAGAGAAGCAACUGACAGCUCAAUUUGAAGAGAAAGAACCAGAACUGACUGCCCUUUCAAAAGAUGAAUCAAAUGAGAAUCCCAAGCUGGAAGAGCUUGCUUGCAUCUUGGAUGAAGCAUACCGCUAUAAUCCACAGACCCGCACUCUUCUCUUUGCUAAGACAAGAGCCUUAGUAGCUGCUUUGAAGAAGUGGAUAGAAGCAAACCCUCUACUUAGCUACAUAACGUCUGAUGUGUUGAUGGGUCGUGGAAGAAGAGAUCAAAAGACAGGUAUGACCCUCCCAAUGCAGAAGAUUAUACUGGAUGCAUUCAAAACAAAGAAAGACAUGAGACUGCUAAUUGCUACAUCUGUUGCUGAUGAAGGCAUUGAUAUUUCUGAGUGCAACCUUGUUGUGCUGUAUGAAUACUUCGGUAAUGUCACCAAAAUGAUCCAAGUCAGAGGUCGUGGAAGGGCAAGAGACAGCAAGUGUAUCCUUGUGACAAGCAAAGCAGAAGUGGUUGAAAACGAGAAAUACAACCGCUAUAAGGAAGAAAUGAUGAAUGAAGCUAUUGAAAAGCUACAGAACUGGGAUGAAAUGACAUUUUCCAGAAAGAUACAAAGCUUACAAAUGAAGGACAAGGUGUUACGAGACUCCAGAAAGAAAGACAGAAGAUGUCAGGUAGUGGAAGGGAAAAGAAAUCUUCUGUGUGGUAAAUGCAAAGCAUAUGCCUGCAGUACAGAUGACAUCAGAGUUAUAAAGGAAUCUCAUCAUACUGUCCUAGGAGAUGCGUUCAAGGAGCGUUACAUAACAAAGCCUCACAGGAAGCCAGUCCAGUUUGAUUGUUUUGAGAAAAAAAGCAAGAUGCAUUGCCAAAAUACUAAUUGCCAGCAUGACUGGGGAAUCACAGUGAAGUAUAAGACAUUCGAUAAUCUACCAGUGAUCAAAAUCAAAAGCUUUGUAGUAGAGAACGUUGAAACCGGGACACAAAUGGAUUUUCAGAAAUGGAGAGACAUAAACUUUGCUUUGAAGAAUUUUGAUGAUGAAUAA
Messenger RNA from Merops nubicus (carmine bee-eater), 2532 nucleotides. RefSeq names its product DEAD (Asp-Glu-Ala-Asp) box polypeptide 58 (gene RIGI). NCBI's taxonomy places the organism in Eukaryota, Metazoa, Chordata, Aves, Coraciiformes, Meropidae. The transcript is spliced from 16 exons. Bases 58 to 2532 code for a protein of 824 amino acids. The record is from RefSeq and is a predicted model, not a curated record. Gene Ontology annotation, cellular component: cytoplasm. Gene Ontology annotation, molecular function: ATP binding; zinc ion binding; double-stranded RNA binding.